Messenger RNA from Plutella xylostella (diamondback moth), 1579 nucleotides. RefSeq lists its product as uncharacterized. Gene Ontology annotation, cellular component: nucleus. Lineage: Eukaryota; Metazoa; Arthropoda; Insecta; Lepidoptera; Plutellidae. Gene Ontology annotation, biological process: regulation of gene expression. The record is from RefSeq and is a predicted model, not a curated record. Gene Ontology annotation, molecular function: zinc ion binding.
GAAUAAUAUGAAUAUGAUUCAAUCUGCAAUUUACCAAAACUAUUUAAUGACUAUUUCCAUGUAUUUUGACCAGUAUUUACACUUAUUUCUAAUGAAAACUAUUGUUUUUCAUCAAAACUAAUCUUUGUAUCCUACAAAACUAAUUCAAUUGUAUUCAUACACGCAAAUUCUCCACUGAUUUAGUCAGUUUUGAGGUAAACUAUUCAUAAUGUUGUCGCCAAAAAGGAGGCCGUUUCGAACGUACGCCCGAAAAAGGCCUCAAUUCCAAGAGAUCGAGGGAGUGAAGGACGCCUGCCGACUUUGCCUCAAGAAGUCUCCAUCCAUGGUGUCCAUAUUCUCGAGUGAACCCAGCGACGUCUCCUCCCUGGCCACCAGGAUCAUGCUGUGUGUGGGGCUUGAGAUGACCUGUGAAGAGCAGCUGCCCAGCAUGAUCUGCAUGAACUGUCACUCGCAGCUCGAGACUUGCUACAAAUUCAGAAAAAUGUGUGAGACCGCAUACCAGAAACUAAAACUACACUUGCAGGCAGUCAAAAUAAAAGAGUUUCAACUAAAUAACCCAGUGAAAGUAGAAAAGGAUGAGAAAGAAACACUAGUGAAUGAAGUAGAAGAUCAAGUAGAAAUCAAUGUAGAAUCAAUAGAUGCAGAGCCUCUGAGACAAGCCGAUGUGACUGAUAAAAUGGAGUAUAUAGAUGCAGUAUUAGUUAUAAGUAAUGAUGAUGGAAACAUCAUGUAUGAUAAUGAGAAUAGUCAAAUUGGUGAUAUUAGGCAGAGUACAACUGAGAUAAAUGAAGAAAUGUCACAAAUUCAACCAAUAGAAGUGGUGAACCACAAUCAACAAGUCAGUCUAUUAAAAAGCAGUCAUUCACAAGGUUUUGUACAGAACAUUCCACAAGCACCUCCACCAGACGACAGCACUUCAGCGGAGUCACUCUUGUUGCUGCUCCGUGAAGAGCUGGCCUCGGCCGGGGUGCUUGGAGCGGGGGGUGAGCCGGGGGGGGACCCGGGCUGUGUGUUGGAGCUGGUGACGAGGGACGGCUCCGUGGUGGUUCUGCAGUUGGAGGAAGAGGAGGUUGAGGAUGAUAUAAUCAAAUCAAUAAGAAAAUGUAAAGGAAAAAAUUUAAAGAAAGAAGAAGACACUCAAUGCCGCAUCUGCAACAAGCGCUUCUCCCGUCGCGGCGCGCUGCGGCGCCACGAGCGGGCGCACGGCGGCGCGCGGCCCUUCGCGUGCGCGCAGUGCGGACGCACCUUUACGCAGAAGGAGGUCAUGAAGCGCCACGAGCUGAUACAUAGAGAGAAGCGUCCGUUCGCGUGCACGCAAUGCCCCAAGUCGUUCACGCAGCGCGGGGCGCUCACCUCGCACGCGCGCGCGCACGGCGCCGCCAUGACGCUGCACGCGUGCCCGCAUUGCCGGAAGGUGUUUCUGCAUGCGUCGGGUCUAAGCCGACACGUGAAGACCCACUCGGGCUGUGUGUUCCACUGCGGCGAGUGCGGCCGCGGCUUCAAGGACAAGAGCUCGCUCAAGCGACACAUCCGGAACAACACGCACAAGACAACGCUCGCACCGCCGGUGGACACUUGA